GGACAGUCACUGAUUUGAGCGUAAGUGUACUUGUAGACAAUUGAAAUAUUUUUAAAACUACUGAAUUUGACUUAAUUAUUUCUUUUAAGACCAGUAUAUUUAAAUUUCAAGAUUAAAAGAGGCAAGGAGAAAAUUAGAAAAGAUGAUGCUGAAAUCUUUGCUGUUUAAUGUUUGGAUAAUCUUGUGCUCAGACUUUUUGUGUUUUGUAAGCAGUUGGAACGUGACACACACAAAUAUUACGUCGUACUAUAUGACGCUGAAGGAUCUGUACAACAAGAGUACUAGCAACACCAGUGGUAGCGUACCUAUGCAGGACUUUAUCCCGAAGCAGUAUCCAGAAGACACAAUGAAUGUUCAACUUGACAUUGAAUUGUACUCCUUGAACGACUUUGACGAAGUAUCCGGCUCAAUUGAUAUAAUGCUCCGAUUCAACAUGUCAUGGUUCGACGAGAUAGCCGCCUGUAAUGGUAUGGAUAUGGAUGAUGCAUUUCCAUUGGAUCGUUCAACGCCAGAUAGGCUUAAAUGGCUACAAGUUCCCCAUGGAACUAUCUGGACACCUUAUUUGAUAUUGUUAAACUCGGUUGAUUCAUUGGAAAAUGUCGGAGGUAUGGCGUUUAAGCCAAGGUUUAAUCUAGAAAGGGGACAGGUGAAAUGGAACCCGAUCAUUAAGGUUCCCAGUGCAUGCUCUCCGGAUGUGACAUACUAUCCUUUUGACAGACAAAUCUGCCGAUUUACAUUUACAGCUUGGGGCUAUACAGGGUAUGAGUUGUACUUCGAACCGUUUAAAAGUACAUGGGGAAAUGAUUCAUAUGAGGAGAAUGGAGAGUGGAGUUUGAUUUAUACAAAAACCGAGACCUCGGCCUCAAAUUCUGAUACUGAACCAACAAUUACUUUGACGUUAACUAUUGAACGAAAGCCAUUAUAUUUUGCGUUCAAUAUUAUUCUACCCAUACUGGUUCUUGCUAUCCUGAAUGCAUUGGUGUUUUGCCUGCCCAUUGAAUCUGGUGAGCGUGUCGGAUUUUCUGUGACGUGCUUUUUGUCAUUUGUCGUUCUGUUGAAUAUGAUCAUGGACAUAAUGCCACGUUCUUCUUCACCGAUGGCAUAUCUUUGUUUCUACACCGUUUCGAUGAUGAUAUUUAGUGGACUCAAUACAGGAUUUGUCAUUCUUCAAAUGAAACUAUACCAUAAACCGGACACAGAGGAAGUUACACGAUGCAUUGUUGUUUUUAUAAAGUUCCUAAAGUGCAAAUACAUUAGAGAUAAGAAGAAAUCUUGCUCUUGCAUAAAAGGAAGGGACAAAAUUCACUCUGAAAAUGACCUUAAAGUGGAAGAAAUUGACUCAGAUAGUGUAAUGGACUACACGGAUAUGGCUGAAGGUAAAGCGGACAUCACCUGGCAACAAGUUGCCAGCUUUUUGGAUAAAUUCUUUUUUCUUGCAUUCUUGGGUGUUCAGAUCUUUUUCAGUAUGUGUUUUCUCUUGCCCAUUGGAGCAAGAGCUUAAAAGUCUAAAACUAAUGUUUACUGAAAAAAGAAAAACAGAAGAUUUUGGGUCAAAUUUUCAUGAACACAUUUUUAUGCAUCACUGUUGUAACUCAAAGAUGCUCAGUACUGAGGUCAAAACCUUUUGUAUUUGUUUCCCUUAAAAAUGGAGGGAAAAAAUGAAAAAAAGGAUAAAAAAGAUGACAUGGCCAAAUUAGCCUGAAUAAUGUGUAAAAAGCAUUUUAAUGCUUUUCUUUUCAGGUCACUUUUCAAAAUAAAAAUGAUUAUUCUGGAAAAACCAGUUUGAACAAAUGAUAUAGAAUUUUGCAAAAGGUUUUUGGUGUAGACCCACAUUAAAUGGUAGCAAUGAAAAUGUAUAUUAAAAAAAAGAUCCAGUCUUGCCAUAUAGAACAAAACAAGGAAACCCAUUAAAGUGCCAGUAACUUGUCUUUAUUAGUUCAUUUCUAAACCGCAUUUUUCUAGUACUUUAUUGUGCAAAAUUGCAAAAAAAUGAAAAGCCUUGCAAUGCUGUCAAAUUGGGCUAUGAAUUUCACACAAAAAAAGAAUUUCAAUUUAAUUCUGAGCAUGUUUCUUAAUUUUCUUUUGCAGGUUUUUCCAUAAAGUAUUAUCUUAAUCUGUGAAAGAAUUUCACAUUUUAUAUUUUUAUGCUUUUUGACAUUAGUGAAGCUGAUGAAGGUAAAAGAAUGAAAAAUGAAAUCAAUAUUCAAAUAUUUUAAUUUGCAAAUUGUUGGAAUAUAUUAAUCUCCUAUUUCAUUUUGGCGAAUUUGUUGUUUAUCUGAAGAUUGGUUUUCAGGUGGUUAAAGUUUAAUUUUUCCUUCAUUCUGUAUGUAUCAUAAUUAUAAUUGUGGUUAUCACUUUCAUAAAGUGGUUUUAUUUUUACAAUGCAGUUUGAAUACCACUUAAGAAUAGCAAUGUUGGGAUGUCUGUACAAUGAUAUAUAUUGGAAUCCGAAUUUUGUUACAUUGAAAUCUGAAUUUGGUGUAUUUAAAUCUGAAUUUUGAUGUCUGGAAGUUAUUUAAGUUAAUAAAAGCCCUCCUUUUGCAGAAAAACAGACAGAGAAAGAAAAAGUUGGGUAGG
Messenger RNA from Ruditapes philippinarum (Manila clam), 2577 nucleotides. RefSeq names its product neuronal acetylcholine receptor subunit alpha-5-like. The transcript has a single exon. Gene Ontology annotation, biological process: signal transduction; chemical synaptic transmission; regulation of membrane potential. Bases 143 to 1501 code for a protein of 452 amino acids. The record is from RefSeq and is a predicted model, not a curated record. Gene Ontology annotation, molecular function: neurotransmitter receptor activity; extracellular ligand-gated monoatomic ion channel activity; transmembrane signaling receptor activity. NCBI's taxonomy places the organism in Eukaryota, Metazoa, Mollusca, Bivalvia, Venerida, Veneridae. Gene Ontology annotation, cellular component: membrane; synapse; neuron projection.